GUUUCGUUCGCGCGACAGCCAGCGGCUGGUCGACUUCAUUUAUAUUAAUUUUUAUUUUUGAAGUGCCGACAGUACGUAUUUCAUCGGAGUAGUUAUAACCUAAAGAAAAUUGUUAAUUGUAUGUAAAAUGGUGACAGUACUCUACGCCGCGAUCCCAGUGUCAGUAAUAGUUGCUGUUGGCCUUUUACGUAAAUGGAGAUCUAGAAAAUGGGGCAAGUGUUUUAGUAACACUUGUCUGAAAGGAAAGACCUAUCUUAUAACUGGUGCUACGAGUGGUAUCGGUCUGGAAACAACUAAGGCGUUGGUUAGGAGAAAAGCAAGGGUGAUUAUGGCUUGCCGAGAUGUACCUAGAGCGAAGGAAUUGAUAGCAAGCAUAAGGAAAGAGCAACCUUACGGUGGUGAACUGAUCCCAAUGCACUUAGACCUAGCAUCAUUUGAAUCUAUAGAAAAAUUUGUAGAUGUAAUAAAGGCAGGUUUCUACAAAAUAGAUGUGCUAAUAAACAAUGCUGGUGUUGCGAUACCCUUGGACCGUGAUGAAAAAACAAAAGAAGGUUUUGAAAUACACUUUGGUGUAAAUCAUUUGGGACAUUUUUACCUCACAAAAUUACUUAUAGAACUUUUAAAAAGAGCUUCUCCAAGCAGAAUUGUUAUUGUCUCUUCAACAUUGCACGAAAAAGGCGAAAUAAAUUUUGAUGACUUGAAUUCAAAGGCAGAGAUUGAGAAAGCAAAACAAGGCAAGGUGAAGGGCCGUCAUAUUUCUGCCUAUCAAAACUCUAAAUUAAUGAAUUGUUACUUCAUGAGGGCAUUGGCUGAUCGUCUCAAAGGAACAGGCAUCGAUGUUAGCGCAUGCUGUCCAGGUUUUUGUUACACAAACUUAUUCAGAUAUUCUAUUAAAUGGUAUCACUACAUUUUAAUGGCUCCAGUAUUCCUUUUAUUUAUGAAAACAGCGAAACAGGGCGCAGAAACGGUAGUGUAUUGUGCAAGCGAAUACAAUAUUGAAGGUCGCACUGGUCAAAUGUACCGUGAUUGCCAACUAUACGAAUCAAAAUACCCGUUUGACGUGGAAGUCGAGAACAAGCUGUGGGAAGUAUCCGAGCAACUGAUUAAAGCUAGAAAACCUAUACCUGUCGCUUAAACUGGUUACUCAUUACAAUAUAUUAGCCGUCGCAAAUCGACGCUUAAGAACCAAAUUUAC
Molecule: messenger RNA, 1195 nt
Organism: Diatraea saccharalis (sugarcane borer)
Lineage: Eukaryota; Metazoa; Arthropoda; Insecta; Lepidoptera; Crambidae
Source: the annotation of a GenBank genome assembly